This is a messenger RNA of Salarias fasciatus (jewelled blenny), 2322 nucleotides long. It is a transcript of the gene map2k2b, whose product is annotated as mitogen-activated protein kinase kinase 2b. The record is from RefSeq and is a predicted model, not a curated record. Bases 568 to 1749 code for a protein of 393 amino acids. The transcript has 10 exons. Gene Ontology annotation, molecular function: protein kinase activity; ATP binding. Gene Ontology annotation, biological process: protein phosphorylation. Lineage: Eukaryota; Metazoa; Chordata; Actinopteri; Blenniiformes; Blenniidae.
CCUCCUCUUCCUCCCAGCUGACAGCAGAGACUCAAACGUCGGAUUAUAAUCUGGUAUUUCGUGCUCCAGGAUCCAUCGCGGUGCCUCUGGGCUCUGGGGCAGUUUGUAGACUUCCGUGUGUGCGGUUUGAAGGAGUUUGCAGGGCUUGUAGAGCAGAAUAAAAGCAGGGCAGCAGUGAAACAACCUCUUCCUGUUGACAUGCAGCGACCAGCAGCUAGCAGGUGAGGUUAGCAGCGAGCUCACGGGGAUUAUGGCUCUAGUUUUAAAGAUCUUCUGUUUGCCUUUGCGUUGUAGUUAGUGCAGUGUAGAUUAGAUAUUUGCGCGUUGCCGUGUCAAUGCAGGGAUUAUAAUCCCGACUGUCGAGUUAGAUUCUGUCAGUGAGAAAGGUUUGUUCCUGUGCAGCUAGCGUUAGCCGCGGAGCUAGGCUAGCUAGCCUGUAGUGUUUACCUUGGUAGUUUAGUUAAUAAAGUCUUUAUCUCCUUCUGAAACCCCGCCGGCUCCUCGGUCAGCAGCCGGACGCCGUGAUUUCAGUCUAAUCUCGGCCCUCAAGUGUCGUUCUCAGCCAACAUGGCUCCUAAAAAGAGGCCAGUGCCACUAAACAUUCCCACUGGUGAUGGAUUGUCCAGCUCCAACCCAGAGGUCUCGUCUGAGGCCAACCUGGAGUCCCUGAAGAGGAUCCUGGAGGAGCUGGACCUGGACGAGCAGCAGAAGAAGAGGCUGGAGGCCUUCCUCACCCAGAAGGCCAAAGUGGGCGAGCUGAAGGACGACGACUUCCACCGGAUCUGCGAGCUGGGCGCCGGCAACGGCGGCGUGGUCAACAGGGAGUGCCACAAGCCCUCGGGCAUCGUCAUGGCCCGCAAGCUCAUCCACCUGGAGAUCAAGCCCGCCGUCCGGAACCAGAUCAUCCGGGAGCUGCAGGUGCUGCACGAGUGCAACUCGCCCUACAUCGUGGGUUUCUACGGCGCCUUCUACAGCGACGGGGAGAUCAGCAUCUGCAUGGAGCACAUGGACGGCGGAUCUCUGGACCAGGUCCUGAAGGAAGCCGGCCGGAUCCCAGAGGAGAUCCUGGGCAAAGUCAGCAUCGCUGUCCUGAGAGGCCUGGCCUACCUGCGAGAAAAGCACCAGAUCAUGCACAGAGACGUGAAGCCCUCGAACAUUCUGGUGAAUUCCCGCGGUGAGAUCAAGUUGUGUGACUUCGGCGUGAGCGGGCAGCUCAUCGACUCCAUGGCCAACUCGUUUGUUGGGACUCGGUCGUACAUGUCGCCGGAGCGGCUCCAGGGAACCCACUACUCGGUGCAGUCGGACGUGUGGAGCAUGGGCCUGUCGCUGGUGGAGCUGUCCAUCGGCCGCUACCCCAUCCCCCCUCCCGACGCCAGAGAGCUGGAGGCCAUCUUUGGACGCUCCAUCCUGGACGACGCGGAGGGAGAGACGCACGGCACGUCGCCCCGGCCGCGGCCGCCGGGCCGCCCCGUCAGUGGUCACGGUCCCGUCAUGGCCAUCUUCGAGCUGCUGGACUACAUCGUGAACGAGCCGCCCCCGAAGCUCCCCCACGGCGUCUUCACCUGCGACUUCCAGGACUUCGUGACUAAGUGUCUGAUCAAGAACCCUGCAGACAGAGCGGAUUUGAAGAUGCUGAUGAACCACACCUUCAUCAAGCGCUCGGAGGCGGAGGAGGUGGACUUUGCGGGCUGGCUGUGCAGAACCAUGAGCCUGAACCAGCCCAGCACCCCCACUCGCACGGCCGACUGAGCGGCUCCGCUGGAAACGUCCUCUCGGUCCGCCUCCCGCUGCUGCUGCCGGGGCGAAUCCGGCUCCGUGUUUCACCGCCUGCUUUAGUCGUUUUCGGUUUGAGCUGGUUUACACUAAAUCCCGCCAUGUUGGGCUUUUCCUCUGCAGCAGCAGAAACAUCUGGGAGGAUGGUUUUCUUUUCAAUCUUUGAGAAUAAAUUAAAAUAGAUGAGUGGAGGGUUAAAGUAUUGGGGAGUGUGUGUUUUAAGAUUUCCACACACACUUUAAAAAUCGGUCACUUUGUUUUUAAUCGCCUCUGCUUUUCAGUUUUGUCUGAAUUUCCUUGGAGCUUUUACAGUACAAGUAUGUCAAUCAGUUGUUCCAAUCACGGGUGAGCAAAGCGUUUGUGUGGAUUAGUUUGUUUUUUUUAUCCGUUAUUCAAAGGCAGAGCGGUAAGAAGGUAGCGGGAGAGGCGACGGCUUUCUAUGAACUCUGAGAUGUUUGAGGUGAAGCACAAUGUUGAAAACAUUCUAGCAUGACCCUCAUGUCGAAGCCAAAAAGAAUAAAAACAGUCACAACCUCCCUCGUCCCUCCG